ACUGCUGCUGGUGGGUUCACUGCAAUGGAAAACAGUGGAGCCGUCUUUGUUUGGUUUCCUUGCUUUGCCCCAUCCUUCUGUGGAAUAGCAAACAAAGGCUUCUUUUCCUCGGACUUUUGCUGAUUCCCAGCAUUGGUUGUGCUGCGGUUUUCUGGAAUGGCAAACAAUGGAACAGCCUUCUUCGUGGCACCUUGUUUUUCUUGGAUGUUGCUGCUGCUGGUGGGGUUCACUGAAAUAGAAAACAAAGAACUACCCGGCUUCUUUGCACGGUUUCUUUCGUCGCCGCUGUGGCUGGUGGGAUUGACGGAAAUUGAGAAGAGAGGAGCGGACGUCCUGUUUGCAGUUUGUUGACUUCCUCCAUCUGUAUGGUUCACGGGAAUGGAAAAGAGAGAAGCGGGCUUCUUUGCGGCAUCCUGCUGGAACAGAGCGGCCGAUUUCUUGGCCGCGCCUUCCCUUGUCUUUGCAUCUAUGCUUGGAUGCGUCGGAAUAGAGAACAAUGGACGGGACGAAGGCUUUCUCGUUCCAUCGGCGCUGCUUGGGUUGACUGAUAUGGAAAACAGACCGCCUUUCAUGGUAGUGCUUGAUUUGACAUCGUUUCCUUCGCUCGUGUUGGAGGAGCCUCCGUUGUCAGCGACUGCAAAGAGUGCAGGUUUGUUGCCAAGUCUUUGCGCUUCCUUCCGCGAGGGGCUUGACCUUCUCUCGUUAUUUCUUCUAGGGGGUAGAGGGAUGGAAAACAGGGCCUUCGGUUGGUCGCUGCCACCGGCUUCCAUUUGCAAUUGGCUGGGCGUCUUAGGCACAACAAACAGCGGCGUUGAUGUCGCAUCAUGCGCUACUGAAGCAACAGGAAUCGAGAAAUGUGCCGACUUCCUCUGCGAAAUGCUUUCCGCAGGAAGCGCGAAACGUGUCUUCUUGUUCCCAUUUUCUGCCACCGGUUUAGCGCCGGAUCUUCUUUUCCUUGUAAGGGAUGGAGCACUCAAGAGCCGGUCCAAUGCUGAUCGAACAGUUUUCAGCGAGGCACUCUCGUGGAGUCCCGUCAGCGUUUUAAGCAUGAUUGGUUUUGGUUUGAAAUCAUCCAUUCCCAGAUUGAGCCCCCUCUCAAUAUCAUUUCGACUAGCAUGUGCGGAUAUUCCAAUGAUGUAUUGUCGAAAGUUCUUUCGAUGCCUAGCCUCCCAUUCGCGAUAUUGCUGUACGCAGUCCAGUCCAUCCAUCACUGGCAUUAAGAAAUCACAUAACACCAUGUCAAACAUUGUUGCCUUGAGUUCUCUCAGGCCCUCCAUUCCGUCGACGGCCUCAAAGACCUGGUACCCUAAUUUCGAAAGAGCCCUCCCCAGAAUUUUUCGCACCGUUGUUGAGUCCUCGAUGAUGAGCGCGUUGAACGUUCGCGUUGUCUCUACGGCAUCGCCAUCUGCUUCUUCUGGUACAGUUGGUGGUGACUCUGAAUCUGGGUUUUCCUCGAUGAUGGGGCUUGCGGGCGGUGUCGACGGUAAGUCCGCCUUGAACGUAGGUAUACUGUUCCCAUCGCUUGUUUUGCCCGAAAGCGACUUUGCAAGUCCCACAAGCUCGGACACGUCCUGUGGAAGGACAAUCGGUAUGCUAAACCAAAAAAUAGCCCCCCUUUGGUUGUCGCUGUGAUUCUGACCUUCCGUGCCGGCCUCGGCUACCCCACUGCCCAUCCUGCGAGCACUGCCACGUGCACCAUUUACGAGAGUCGUUGUUGUUGUUGUUGUUUCCCCCGGGUGCAUUCUCGUUGCGCCUCGUCGUCUCACUCCGUAUUUACCUCCCAACCAAUUGAUUUGGUAUGCAACGGAGUAUAGACCAAAGUUGGAGUUAUCAAUGUCCUGGCUAAAGAGAACUUGACUAUCUCUGACUUCGACGUCCUUGCCCGUGUCUUCGCAUUCAAACACGAGGCUUCCAUCUUCGUCGUCGAAUAUAGUUAAUGAAAUGAAGCCACUGUUCGCGCGGGUGCAUGCAUUCGAGAGUAGAUUGAGAGCGGAACGAAAUAUCUUGAGCCCGUCACUGACAAUGUUUGUGGGUGCUGACGGAUGCAGUGCGAUGGUCAGUGGUACUCGCUUGGGUAUGCUGUUGCUGAUGACUUCCAAGUUGGCCGCGAAUUCUUUCAUGUCAAUGAAAGGCGACGCCUCCGCGAGAUGCAUAAGGUUGCGUGGCAAGGAGAAAUCUGCGGAAGAGGAUGGUAUUUUUCGAUUCCCCCGCAGCGUUUCAAUGGUGGACUGACAUAUCCGUAGCAUCAUAUUCGAGCUCCGCACGGCGGCGGAUGUGUACUCUCUCCGUUUGUCCCCUAGCUUUGCCUGGAAUUCCCCGUCCUGUUGCAGCAACGACAGAGACAACUGUAUUCCCGUCAAGGGAGUGAUGAGAUCAUGUGCUGUACAUGCGACCAAAUGGGACGGACUCCCUUGCGUGGUAAGCUUCCGUCGAUCAACCAUGGCUUUGACCAUGAGUUGUCCGAAUUCCUUUAGGUUUUCUCUUUCUGCUUCCGUUGCCCCCGUUGGCCGCGGUUGUGUCGCUAGCAUGCAAAAGGCGCCUAGUCGGUACCCUUCUGGGGAGACAAGGGGGGCGCCCGCAACGAAUCGAAAUCGAGGAGGGAUGGUAUUUGUCGUAGAUGAAUUGUUGUUGGUGCUGCUGUUAUCAGCGCUGCUCUUUUGAAACAUUUCGUCCCUUGCAGUGUCGGGUAUGUCAAAGAUAGUAUUCUGCUUCAUGAUGAUUCUGGCGAGGCUCGAGAGCAUGUCUCUUGUGAGCUGCUGUUCGCAGUCAGACUCCUGAUUGCAGCGGAACCAUAUCCGUCCCAUGUCCACUAGGCUCAGGAAUGUGUAUGGCGUGUCCAAGACAGUGGCUGCCAUUCUGGUCAGACGAUCAAUACUCUCGUCUCGUUCAGAGUCCAUCAGGUGAUACGAUUUCAGGACUUGUAAGCGUUCCAACUCUUCAGAGAGACUCUGAGGCUCCGCUGUGCCCACGUCGCACGAUGUAACUAACCAUCCGGACUGAGUAGUCGUAGUGGAUGAUCUACUGUUUCUUCUUCUUUGUGGUUGUUGUUGCGUUCGAUGCGAUUCUGCUUCUGCAGUUGCCGACUCUCCUGCUGGAUUUAGAGGACCUCUAUUGGUACCAGUUCCCUUUACAACAUCAGAAGACUCAGUGUGACUGCUUGGACCUCCGCUAUCCCCUGAAGCGGGUCCAGAAGGAGUCGGUGACGACAUUUCUCUCCUUGACUUGUUCUUGUUGUUGUGUAUCACGGUCUGUACAAUUCUCCCCCCAAACACAUCUAGUCUAGCUAGCAACUACAAGUCGUUCCUUCCAAACGAAGUCUCGCGUUGCUUCCGAAAGAAGCAAAUGUUCUAGCUAGCUAGCUCUAGACAGACCAAAGUCAAUCGUCAGAGUCCAACAGGCAAUUCCUAUCUGUCGUUUGGAGGGUGGCAGAGUGCUGAUGUAUGAGGCGCUGUUUCCGGUUGUGACUCAAGGUUUAUCCAUCCUCGUCUUUCCCUUUCCUACGUCCUACGUCAGGGUUAAGUUUUAAAGCGCAGCUGAAAUAUUAAAUCAAUGAGAACCGUUUCACCUCUCAAAUGAGAUUUCAUUCUUAAAUAGCGACGUAUAAAACAAUAAGCUGCUUGGACGCUGAAACCAGAGGUUCGGAUCCUUAAUACCGCUACCUACAGUGUACCGGUUUCCCAGCAUAAGCAGCAGUCUGUUUAUCCUUCUUUCAACAGUGCUUUUCUUUCCAUCGUGAGGAACCUAUCAGCCACAGACAAACAGAUAUCAAAGCCUACGAUUGUUCGCUGCGUUGCAUUCGUUUUUGCUUUGCUAUGGCGGCGGUAUUUGAUUCCGGCAGUGGUCUGCUCAAUGCAACACCUUCAAACUUGCUUUGCCUUGAUUCGAUUUGGCGGAUCCUUCAACAGUGCAGGCCGGUAUGAUACAGAUGUGCGAAGUUGAAACAACAGCAUGGGCGCUAACAGAGACCUGGCAGCAGUCGCAAUGUCCUGCAGGAUACAUUUGUCUACUUUCUCUUGCUCUCCAGCUGAUGUUCCCCAUUAGCACGAGCGACUGACAUGAAAGACCAGAUCACGAACUCAGCUGGUGCAACUUAGCCUGUGGCAACCAAAAAGAAGUUAAACUACUGUGGUAACUUGCCCUCUCCUGGCCAAAGAUCUUGCCAGUGUUCCAAUGUAGGCAGCAGUCUCCAUGGAGACUGGAGACAUUAAUACUGUAGAUGAGCUGCAAACCUUCCGUGUAAAAGCUGGCACGGGGAACAUAGCUUUUUAGUCUACCUUGAGUUCUAUUAUUACUAUUUAAUGAUUUAUUUUGCGGAAGAUCCCCAUGUCAAAGGAAGACAGCCUGGAAAUUCAGGCUGAAAGAUGCGGUAAAAACAAAAGUUUCAUACAAACCUAAAUUUCAGCUUUUACCUAGACUACUAGUACAAUAUUAUUCCCCACAUCACCCAUCACCCUCUCAUUCAGAUCUCAGAUACUAGACUAGUACCCCACACUUCGACCAUCAUUAUCAAAACAAUUUGCUGAUCGUUUGAUCUCACAAAACAACAACACUCGAUUGGCGACGGGUAGCUAUCUAGCUAGCUUGCUUGCCAUAAAGAGUUAGUUGAAGCGUAGUGGCAACCUCGAGUCUUUGUUGAGAAAAUCGCCGACUUGAAGGACAAUCAGAGCUAAAGACAUUGAUUCUGCCUUGCUCUGUUGAGCUGGAGAUUAAUCUCUCGUUUAAAGUCCAUUCCAACUCUAACUCUUCCGUCAACAAGUUUGUGGAAGAUAGGUUUCAUUGCUUCAAUUGAAUCAAGACUUUUGUACGAGUCAAGUUGGAGGUGCACGUGAGACCCUUUUUGGAAUUUUCGUUGUUGAGUUUGUCCGAAGCAUCAGCAAUCAAUACCGUUCAGCGUGUCAACUCCUUGUUGCAAAGAAGACUUUAUUCGAUAUUCAGGCCACCGAAACUGAAGUGAAGUGCUCUAUCAAGAUCCCAAACAUUAAUCUAUCGCUACAUCUAUCUGUCGACGAUGGCGUCCAAACAAAAUGACUUGCCCUUCGCUGGCGGUGGAAUCAGCGCAGACCCCGAAACGGGGAUCCCCCCACCUUCUCCUCCUGCUCAACGUCCAGUAAGACGAAAGACAUCAAAACAGAUUCGGGAAGAGUCCCAAGCCCGUCGUGUCCGAACGGCUUCUGAUGGUUCGACCUUUGGGGCGUUUUUCCAAAACCAGGAAUUGGUUGGUAGUGCACUCUCACAUCACCACAAUCCACAUGGUGAGCAUGGUCAACAAGGUCCGCGAAGACGUAGAUCCGCCAGGCGACCCAAGGAUGGAUCCCCUCCAAAGCAACCUCCCAAAACCAGUGGAACCGGAUCUGAUUUGGGAGAUGUGGCUUCCAUGGCAAUUGCAGGACUUGGCAUAGAUGUCGACAUGAAUGAGUUGAUGGGAGGUGGAACGUCACCCCUUACAGCGAAACCAAAAACCAGCCGACGGGGACUAUCGCCUCCAGGCACUGCAGGAAGGAAGACGUCACAGUUGGAAACUAUUCCUGAUGAUUCUGAACAUCAUGGUUAUGUUCCACGUCCAGGAGAGCAAUUGGAUCAUUCUGCAGGCAGGCAGACAAGUUUCAUGCGGUCCAGCAUCAUGACCACUGACAGUCUUCGUAUCAGUGAAGGGUCCGCCGAUUUGGAAGAGGAUGUAGCAGGAAUGUUGAGUCAGAUUGACCGUGACAACAGCUUGUUUCUCAGUGAACUUAGCGAUGGCGGUUUUGCCAAUCUGGUGAGAGGAGGCCCUGAACCAGCCGGCAGGCAAUCAUUGCUGGGGUCCUCAAUAUUGGACAAGCAGUCAUCUGGGUCCCUGUACAACCAAGGAAAGAGGCAGUCGCUGCUUGGAUCUGCCAUAUUGGACAAACAAUCGUCUGCAUCCCUGUACAACCAAGGAAGUGCUGGCGGGAAGCCGACCCAUGCGAAAAAGGUUUCUGGUCAAAGCGAUAACUCUAGCCAGCAGCACCAACAGCAGGAAAUCGCCUCAUUCGCGGCCAUGCUCCACAACGCCGAUUACGGGGCAGUUUCAACAUCUGACAGUGGGGCUCAUCCGCUCAAAUUCGACAGUGGUCCGUUACCCGUGGCUAAGGAUCCUGAUCCAGUCGCUGCGAGACAUACGCUUCCGUACUCGUCCACUCCACCGGCCAAGGAGAGAUUUGAGGACGAGCCGGAAGAAGAGAGCGAAGCCGACGAGCGCUAUUCCAUUUUUGACCUGAUUGAUCCCACCGAUUGGCUUGUUCGGUGGCUGACAAAAGACGCCAAAGUGAGCCCCGAUGGUGCCCGCUACUUUGAUGAGAGUGCGGAGUACACCAUUGCGGGGCUCGUGAGGUGGUUGUUCUUCAAUCCCUACUACCCGGAGUUUUCAUCAUUACAACAGCACACUUGGGCCGUUGUUCUCGGUAUUCUAAUGGGUUUGUACACCGCUUUUUGGAAGGAAAUAAUCGAACACAGUGUCGAGUUCAUGUGGAAAGAGUUACCAGAAGCAUUGCUUGAAUGGGGUGUCUUCACGGAAUUGGAUGGAUCUUUCCCGCUCUACCACUACAUGUGGAUAUGCCCGUCAAUUUGGGCAGGUAUUCUAUCCUACAUCUUUGCGGCCUUGCCAACCCCCAUCCCUGGCCAAAACGAGUGGAUUACAGCAGUUCAUUUGAUGGGAGUGCAAGACUCGGAGACAUUUUUCCAGCUUUUUGUUCUUUCGACCCUGGGAAUGGCGUCAGGAUUGUCUCUGGGUCCGGAGUUGCCACUUGUCUUGACCGCCGGGAUGAUCGGUUCGUGGCUGGGCAUAAGAUGCAAGCAAAGUAUUCUUCAAGCGCGCACAAUGAACAUCACAUGUGCCAGUGCGGCUGUGGGGGGUUUCUUUGGGUUUCCCAUGGCAGGUGCUCUGUUUGUUUUGGAGAUUCCACAUCGCAUGGGGCUGCAAUACUUCGAGGCCCUUUCGCCAGCCACGAUUGCUAGUAUUGUUGCUGUUCUGUGCAAUCGUCUUGUGACGGGAAAUGAUGUCACGGGCUACUAUAAUUACCCCUUUCUAACUACUUCCCUUCCGAGUGAGAUCUUCUCGAGUGCGAUUGUAUUUGGGCUUUUUGGAGCAUUCGUUGGGACGAUCUAUGCUCGAUCAGUGCUCAAGCUGAAAGGUCUUGUUCACGAUUUCUUCCAUGAGCAUCAUGAUGAUCAUGGCAACGCAGCACAUGACGAACAUACUUUCAAUCAACCCGAUGGCAAGGGUAAUUCAGUUCCGCAUCACGACGAAAAGACGCCGUUAAUGAAUGGCAACACGGUCAAAACAACGAAGUCAGCCCCUCCAACCCUGGCGCUCCACCGUAGGAUAGCUGAAAAGGCUCAGAAAUACUUCUGUUGCGUGAUCCCGCACGAACCGACCCGUGCUGCAGCUGCCGGGGUUGUUGCCGGUGCCAUGGUUGGCGUCAUUUGCAUGUUUGUUCCACACGUAAUGUUCUGGGGAGAAGCUCAGCUUCAAACCUUGAUAGACAAAGGACGCACGCCCUUGCCUGUUUUUGGUCAGGAGGAUGAGCCGACAGCAGCACUGACCGCGAAGGCCUUCUGCCUUAUUGAUCCGAACGACGCCGAAGCAGUGAAAGCUGGCUUUGGUAUGGGGUGCUCUCUUCUCAUAACCAUGGCCAAGAUAGUUGUUACGGGGCUGUCGCUUGGAACUGGUAUAAUUGGUGGGCACUUCUGGGGACCGCUGUUUUCGGGUUGCGCCGCUAGUCACUUCCUCACCGAUGUAAACUUAUGGCUCAGCGACAGAAUUGGGUUUGGGGCCACCCUUGCGGCGUACCCGUGUGUUACCAUAUUGUGUACCAUGGGAAGUACGCAUGUCGUGACUUUUCGAGCACACACAGCCAUCAUGCUCAUCCUGACGCUGACAAUCAGCGCAUUCGACCCAGAGGACGCAUCAGCAGGGGGUACUGGUGGUGGUGGUGACUAUUCGGCAGUCUUUCCACUCCUUGUGGUUUCUGUAUUUGUUUCACUGCUGGUUUCCCGUCGUACCGUCUUCUACAAAGCUCAACGAAGUCGCGUGGAUAUCAUGGCACUUCCCGAAGUGCUUUGCGAGCCAGGGAAAGAAGGAAUGCCGAUGGUUAUGGUGGACUACGCUAGUGAAGAGGACUUUUACGACGGGGACUCAUAUGACGAAGACGGGGACUACAUGUCAGAAGAUGACUUGGAUUCGCCCAAGGAAGCGGCAACCACGGGUGCACAUCCAUUGUUACGACAAGCUGAUGACAGUCGGGGCCAUGUGGAUCUGGCAAGCAACACAAGCCCAAUCGCGAAGCCGACGGCAGCGGCCCCUGAACCGAUUGCGACUGCCGACUACACAACAUCCAGGAGAGAACGCGAGAUUUCCACGGAGUCGACUCAGUCCGCCAGGAGCCGUGGGUCAAGUCCAUUGCCUCCGAGGCCAUUGGACAGGAAGAAGACUAGUAGCGGUGAUUUGAAUUCAGUCAAGGAAGAUUCGAGCAAACCCAAUUCUGUAAAUUGGGAUGCUGGUCUGGACGCACUGCUUUCAACACCCUUGGAAAGUGAAGAUGAAAUCAAGAAGAAGAAGCAUAGGCGUAUUCGAAGCGCGCCAAAUGUUGACUUCGGAAAGAGAUUCCAAAGGGACCGAGCUGCGGUGAAGCCAGGACAGUCCGACAAGAGUCUUGGUGAUACCGGCAGCACCAGUGCUCGUCACGCCAGGAGCGAUAGCUACGGUAGCCAAAGCAGAGUCAUGCGCGUUGCCACAAUCGGGCAGCUGUCGGUGGAUCACCCCGAUCUUUUGGAGCAGGCUCGGAUGAUGAGUUCCACGUCCGCCAUCAGCGUAGAGUCGCGUCAUGUCCGACACCCCAGUAUGCCCUCCCGCUUCCCUAGGGGUGAUCGUUUGCGAAGCCACAGCAGGGGCGAUUCCCUGUCAUCAAUUGGGGCCGCUUCUACGGGGCCACCCCUUCACGUUGCUGUGGACAGGCAGGGUGUACCAGCGGCUGAUAUUGAACGUGCCUUUGCGUCAGCUGUCAACCGAGAGUUGGUCGGAAAGAAACAAGGAUGAGGUCAUCGAUACAUUUUUUGUUGAUUGUAGUGUAUUUGGAAAGUCAUGCUGCUUUGUUAUCGUAUGAAAACACAAUCUCGAUAUUUGUUUGUAAUUGUAAGCGCUAUAACGAUAAGAUAAGUACGAAACACCUUCACUGUCAAUCUCAAUGGCUU
Seminavis robusta is the source of this 9207-nucleotide messenger RNA. Lineage: Eukaryota; Bacillariophyta; Bacillariophyceae; Naviculales; Naviculaceae. The record is from the annotation of a GenBank genome assembly.